Messenger RNA from Neomonachus schauinslandi (Hawaiian monk seal), 1128 nucleotides. RefSeq names its product calcium-binding mitochondrial carrier protein SCaMC-1-like. Gene Ontology annotation, molecular function: calcium ion binding; ATP transmembrane transporter activity. NCBI's taxonomy places the organism in Eukaryota, Metazoa, Chordata, Mammalia, Carnivora, Phocidae. The record is from RefSeq and is a predicted model, not a curated record. Gene Ontology annotation, biological process: transmembrane transport.
AUGCUGCGCCGAAUAUGGGGCUUCCUGUUGCCCACAGUGGCUGGCCAGGAAGACGAAUCCGACCGCUUUUUUGAAGAGCUCUUCCGGAAGCUGGACCACCGCGAAAACGGCAUGGUGGACGUCACAGAACUGCAGAAAGAACUGGAAGCUAUGGGCCAGGACGAGGAGGUGUUCAGGCCGCACAGAGUGUGGGAGGUUGCAGGACCACUGGAACCAUUAGGAGGAGUGAUUGAUACUUCAGAAAUUAUUGAUGCUCUCGACUUAAUAGAUUUGUUGCUGCUGGUGCAUAUAGCUCUAGUUAAUCAUUUUACCACAGGAAUUGAUAUGGGAGAAAGAUGGACUUUUCAUGAUUUAACUGAUGAAGAGAGAAGCUCUGGCUUGUUCGGGAAGUAUCUGUUGGCUGGAGGCAAAUCUGGUACUUGUGCUCGAACACGCACAGCGCCAUUAGAACGUCUGAAAACCCUAACGCAGGUUUUAGAAGCAAAGAAUGUGAGGAUAAUAAAUGGUUUAAGAGAGAUUGUCAAAGAGGGUGGAGUCAUUUCUUUAUGGAGAGGAAAUUGUGUGAAUGUUCUCAAGAUUGCUCCUGAAACAGCUGUUAAAGUCUGGUCAUAUGAACAGUAUAAGAAGUUUCUUGCUUCUGAAGGAGUCAAAUUAGGAACUUUUGAGCAAUUUGCUUCUGCUUCUUUGGCUGGUGCUACUGCACAAUCUAUUUACCCCUUAGAGGUUUUAAAAACUAAUUUGGCCGUGAGUAGAACUGGACAGUACCCUGGGAUUUUGGAUUGUGCCAGGAAGGUCUGGAAGCUUGAAAGAGUUACCGGCUUUUACAAAGGCUAUGUUCCUAGUCUUCUGGCUGUCAAACUAUAUGUAGGCAUAGAUUUUACUAUUUAUGAGCUUUUGAAGACUUGUUGGCUAAACACUGAUACAGAAGACCCUGGGUUGCUGACUUUGAUGGGCUGUAAUGCCUUCUCUAACUUUUGUGGUCAGUUUUGCAGCUACCCCCUGCACCUAGUGAGAACUCGCAUGCAGGUUCAAGGAGCUCCAGUACAAUGCUAUAAUGAUAAUGGUAAGAGUGGACAUCUUUAUCUCAUUCCUGUUCAGAAGAAAACUAUUCCAAUAUUUUACCAUUGA